CGCCCUUCGGCUGAGUGAGAAGUCAACCACUGAAGAAGACAUCGCUUUCACUGGGAACACUGGCUUUAUUUGGCGACUCCAUAGCUCGGUACCAGUAGCCUCAGAUAGCGUCUCCCUGGUCUGAAGCAGCGAUCCCCCGAGAAGCAUCAGUGUGGCUGUGGUCUGCCGUCCAGUGUUGUUUAGCAAGCUAUAGCCGACACCAUGGCGCUGUCGUACAAGAAGGACCUGGACAAGUACAAGGAUCUCGACGAAGAUGAAAUCCUCAACAAACUGUCGGCGGAGGAGCUCAAACAGCUGGAGACAGCCCUCGAGGAGAUGGACCCUGAGAAUGCUCUUCUACCAGCGGGUAUGCGUCAGAAGGACCAGACGGUUAAGAAAGCUACAGGAACAUUCAACAGGGAUGGCCUUCUCAAAUACCUGGAGAAGGAAGCCAUCGAGUACAAGGACAGAGAGGAUAUCGUGCCCUUCACUGGGGAGAGAAAAGGGAAAGUAUUUGUUCCUAAGCAGAAACCAAUAGAAAAAUGUCAGGAGGAAGUCACAACCCUCGACCCAGAAUUAGAGGAAGCCCUAUCCAGCGCCACAGAUACAGAACUAUGUGAUCUUGCAGCAAUCCUGGGUGUUCACACGUUGGUCACCAGUAAUCAGACCUAUGAUGGGACUGGAGCGAGAGAGGGCCACAACAAUGUGAUUAAAGGAGAGAAGAUGAACCCAGUAUUUGAUGAGCCUCCCAAUCCCACUAAUGUAGAAGAAACCCUGCAGAGGGUAAAGAACGAUGACAGCACCUUAACAGAGGUCAACCUCAACAACAUUAAGAACAUCCCGAUUCCCACGCUGAAAGACAUGGCCAAAGCCAUGGAGAAGAACACGCACGUCAAGAAGUUCAGCCUGGCAGCAACACGGAGUAACGACCCCAUUGCUGUGGCAUUCAGUGAAAUGCUGAGGGAGAACAAGACGUUGCGAAGUUUGAACUUGGAGUCCAAUUUCAUCACCGGGGCGGGGGUGCAGGCUCUGGUUGAUGCGCUGCGAGACAACGACACACUCACAGAGAUCAAGAUAGACAACCAGAGGCAGCAGCUGGGCACCACCGUAGAGAUGGAGAUAGCUAAAAUGUUGGAGGACAACAACAACAUAGUGAAAUUUGGAUACCAUUUCACCCAGCAAGGACCUCGCUCCAGAGCUGCAGCAGCAAUCACCAAGAACAAUGACCUGGUCCGCAGGAGGCGAGUGGAAGGGGAUCUGUAGGGGCGGGCUCCAACCUGUCUCCCAGCCAAUCCUGUCGUUUCAUCUCACCAUGUGGAAUAAUUUCAGCCACUGCCCUGGUCUCAUCUCACUGUGUGGAAACUUAAGUCUUGUGCCAAACUGCGGGGCAAGGCGCGCUCAACCAGAACAUACAUCUGAGAAGAAGGGAAAUAACUGGAAUUGCCCUCUCCCAUAUACUUGUUCAUACUUAUGUUUAUUGUUGUCAUUAUGUUGUUGUUAUUGAAGGUGUAAAUCUGAUUUAGUUUUUAGUCAUUUCAUUUCAGCUGCUCCUUAUGAGUUUUCUUUUUUUUUUUGAGCCUUUAAAUUACCUGUCCAGACUUUUACUUUUUUUCUUUUAUACUGUGCUAUAAUAAUUUUCAUUUUAAUGUUCAUUUUUCUUUUAUUUCACUUUACCAAGUAACAGAAAGAUCAAUAACAGCUUUGCAUAAACAAUAACUAGCAUCCAGAAACCCCUGUCUUCUCUGCUAAGAUAGAUUGCUGUCGAGGCCUAAGCGUCCAGUAAAACUCCUGUAUUGAAUCAGUGGAGAUAGUCCUGAAGUCGAUCUGUAGAUGUACAGCAGUCUGUUAGCACCCCAGCUUACUGCCAUCUCAUACAGAAAGGUAAUAGCUUAGUCAUGACUACUAGCCCUGAAAUCCUGGUCUGACUGUACAGCGGUAGAAAAGACAAGUUGCUGUCUGUAAGCACGUAGUAGCCAGCAGCACAGUGUAGGUUUGAUUGUUUAUUGGCGUUGCCUUGUAACACCAGCCUGGGCUGGUGUGUGUAACGGUUGUGCAAGACGUUUCUUAGUUAGUGCUGGCGUCAGGCUGUAGUCAGCCUCAGAAUAGAUGCUGACUCACCCCCUUAUGGAGUCUAUACUGAAACCAGUGCAUAUUUUUUUUGUAUUUCUUUUACUCUAAUUGAAGAUCUUGUUUUGAUACGGUUCAAAUUCGGAUGUUUGUUAUCCCAAUCACUUACGUCCCUUAACAGGACAUUGUAAUUGUAUUUUCAUAUUUUGGAUCAAGUAAACGUGGGAUUGUACUGUAAAACUUAAAGGAUAUUCACCCUAGUUUAGACUGAAGAGGUGUAACAAUUGAUACUGUUAAUUUCUGCUCGACACACCGAGCUUCUCUGAUGCUUAACAAUGCCAAAGACUAACACGUGCAGUUAUUGAACUAGCUUUUGGCUUCACAGCUACAGUCACUUCCUUACAGCACACUCUGAGAAAGGAGGCAGUGAUCUGAAAAAAAAUGUUUUUGUUCAGAUGACACCAUACUGUACUACAUUUGGAUGUUCAUUUUGUGGACCACUUAAAAUCAUAAAAUGUUCAACAGGUAGCUCAGUGAGAUGUGAGGAAGAGUUGGCAAACAGCUUAUGUCAAACCUCUCAGUUCAGCUCCUCAGGUUGCAGCUACUUGUGAAAGUUAAUGGACUACAUCUCCCAAAUAGAAAAUGAAUUGUACAGACGUUAAAUUUGACAUUUCACGCACACACGCACACACACACACACACACGCACACACGCACACAGCAGCACUCGGCAGGAUCUUAGCAGUGGCAUGUCAUUCAUUAUGUAAGAGAUGUCAACAUGCUGUGUGCCUCUAACUGAACUUGCUUAGGUACACUAACCUGCUAAUAAUGGUUGUAACAGGACUAAUUCAGGAGUUACUUGAAACUUGUAUAUACUGUUUAUGUGUAAUAGGAACAAUAUGCUGGCAUGAAGUCAUCACUUGUGAACAUCAUGUUUCUAUCGACCAAAAAUGUUCUUUCAUUUUAACAGCCUCACAUUCUUUGGAGAAGAGUUGUAAGGCUGAGCUCAGUACUUUGGGUUUUUAUAUCUGUGUACUUCCUCCAUGAUCAUAUCCGCUGGUGUUUUUCUUUUUGGACCUUUUAUUGUGUUUUUCUGGUGGACAGUCGGCUGAAGUGGAAAAACUUCUUCCUUGCUUGGGCUUGUUAAUACUAUUAUGUGAUUCAAAAACAAUGUAUAUUAAUUGUAAAAUGCCAUCUCAAGUUUAAAGUGCACACACACCCCUUUAUGUGUGUACAACAUACAGUAAAUCUACACAAGUCAUUGCUGAGAUUUUUUUUAUACCUUAAUUCAAAAUCCAGGUGUAGACUCAACAUAAAGAAUAUGUACUAUUAUACAACGCACUGCUGAAUAUGACAUCCUCAACAAUAAAUGUUUUUACAUA
Molecule: messenger RNA, 3427 nt
Organism: Scomber scombrus (Atlantic mackerel)
Lineage: Eukaryota; Metazoa; Chordata; Actinopteri; Scombriformes; Scombridae
Gene: tmod2
Product: tropomodulin 2
Exons: 10
Coding region: 202-1242 (346 amino acids)
Biological process (GO): myofibril assembly; pointed-end actin filament capping; muscle contraction
Cellular component (GO): myofibril; striated muscle thin filament
Molecular function (GO): tropomyosin binding
Source: RefSeq, a predicted model, not a curated record